AUGGAUAGCGAGAAGAGCAUGCUGAAAGAAAUCUUUUCCGUUAGCGCUGAGGAAUGCCCAUUGAGCCUUGAAUGGGACCAGCCGAGUGGACAAAUAUCAUCGCUGUUCCAGUCAUCUGUACAAAUUUUUGACUCUAACUCGAAUUUGAAGGUGAACACAAAGCUAUUGUUGAAUGGUAAUGCACAUGCUCAGUCGUGGAAUCCCCACAGUGGUGGCAAUCUGCUGGGAUUGGCGGUGGAUAACGACAUUAUAUGCUAUGAUUUGCGUACGUCAGAAAAGGCUCUCCUUGUCCAAGAUACUCACGCUCACCGCGCUCUUCACCUGGACUUCAAUCCCAACUUGCAACAUGUAGUCGCCUCUUGUGGAGACGAUGGUGCUGUCCGAUUAUGGGAUUGGCGCCAACCCGACACAUCUCUUGUAACAGUUGUACCACACGCUCACUGGGCUUGGCAAGUUCGAUUUCAUCCCGUCCACGAUCAGCUGAUCUUAUCAGCGGGAAGUGAUGCAACCGUAGUUCUAUCAUGUGUCCUGUCUGCGAGCAGUGAAAUGGGAGACUUAGGUCUUGAUGGUCCAUCUGAAGAUGCAGAUGAAGAAACAACCGAAAAACUAGAGGAUGGCCAAUUGGAAAGGAUAGAGGAGCAUGAAGAAUCAGUGUAA
Molecule: messenger RNA, 657 nt
Organism: Strongylus vulgaris
Lineage: Eukaryota; Metazoa; Nematoda; Chromadorea; Rhabditida; Strongylidae
Source: the annotation of a GenBank genome assembly